AUGCACAAGGUUGAAAAGAUGUAUGUGCCAGAGAUGAUUUUCGGAACGUUGCUUACCUCUUCAAAUUACAAUGAUAACGAGAAGAAGACGACUGGUGGUCGAAAUGGUUAUGGGGCUAAGCUGACCAAUAUUUUUAGCAAAAAGUUUACUGUUGAAACUUCUAGUUCUGAGUAUGGUCGGAAAUUCAAGCAGACUUGGGUUAAUAGUAUGAAAAAGCAAGGGGAAGCAACAAUUUCGGACAGUACAAAGGAUGAUUACACAAAAGUUGUUUUUCAACCAGAUUUGAAGCUUUUCAAAAUGGAAGAAUUGGAUGAUGAUAUAAUUGGAUUAAUGUCACGUCGAGCAUAUGAUAUGGCUGGGACGACUCGUGGAGUUAAAGUUUUUCUGAAUGGAAAGAAAAUCCCUUGUCAAGGCUUUAAACAAUAUGUUGAACAAUAUACAAGUCAACUGCAUAAUGAUGAUGGUACUCCUGUCAAAGUUUCUUUUGAGACCGUUAGUGACCGUUGGGAGGUUGCUUUGUGUAUUUCUGACACUGGAAAUUUUAAACAAGUUUCUUUUGUUAACAGCAUUUCUACGCCAAAGGGUGGAACUCAUGUUGAUUUAGUUGCUAAUCAAAUUGCUGGCAGUCUUGUUGAAAUUGUAAAGAAGAAAGUUGGAAAGAAUAAUAUGACAGUUAAACCAGCACAAAUAAAGAAUCAUAUGUGGGUUUUUGUCAAUUCCUUAAUUGAGAAUCCUGCAUUCGACUCACAAACAAAAGAGACGCUUACUUUACCUGCAAAAAGCUUUGGUUCAAAGUGUGAAUUGAGUGAAAAGUUUUUGAAAGAAGCACAAAAAUGUGGAAUUGUCGAUCUUGUUUUGAACUGGGUUCAAUUUAAGCAAAAUCAGCAAAAAGAUAAAAUUGGAGGGAAAAAGACUGCAAAGCUAAAGGGAGUUGCCAAAUUGGAAGAUGCGAACGAAGCUGGAACUCGUAAUUCUCGUAAAUGUACGCUUAUUCUAACUGAAGGAGAUUCAGCCAAAACUUUGGCUGUUGCUGGUUUGGGAGUUAUCGGUCGAGAUUUUUAUGGUGUUUUUCCUCUUCGUGGAAAGCUUUUAAAUGUUAGAGAUGCAAAUCAUAAACAGAUAACGGACAAUGCUGAAAUUAAUAAUAUGAUUAAAAUUAUUGGUCUUCAAUAUAAAAAGAAGUAUGAUGUUGACGCUGAUUUGGAUUCUCUUCGUUAUGGAAAGAUUAUGAUAAUGGCUGAUCAGGAUCAAGAUGGUUCUCACAUCAAAGGAUUGGUCAUCAACUUUAUUCAUUCAAAUUGGCCUUCCUUAAUUCGGCGUAACUUUGUUGAAGAAUUUAUUACUCCAAUUGUUAAGGCGUCUAAGGGAAAAGAAUCUCGCAGUUUCUUUUCAAUCCCUGAAUAUGUUGAAUGGAGAAAAUCAACUGAUAAUUGGAAAUCCUGGAAAAUAAAAUAUUAUAAGGGAUUGGGUACUUCAACAUCAAUUGAAGCAAAAGAAUAUUUCUCAAAUAUGCUUCGCCAUCGCAUUCCUUUCAAAUAUAGAGAUGAAGAUGAUGACAGUGCUAUUGAAUUAGCCUUUUCCAAAAAGAAGAUUGAAGAUCGAAAGGAUUGGUUAACAAAAUGGAUGGAGAAAACGGCGCCGUGA
Messenger RNA from Meloidogyne enterolobii, 1644 nucleotides. The record is from the annotation of a GenBank genome assembly. NCBI's taxonomy places the organism in Eukaryota, Metazoa, Nematoda, Chromadorea, Rhabditida, Meloidogynidae.